GUACGCGGAGCCGUGACGUCAUGUGUAAAACAAAACAAAAUAGAGGAGCUAUUUCCUGUGUGCGAUCGUUUCUCGCAGUAGUCUUUGGUUGAAUUGUGUGUAUUUAAUAUUGUUUGCCGUUUUGUGGUUUGUGAGGAGCACAUUGGCUUUAUUAACAUGGCGCAGCUUAGACGUGUUUCCAACGGGGACAUCUGACUAGCAGCUAUGUUCGUUUAGCCGAGGAGCAAUAUGUCCAGCUCGGACACCGACCCAACGGACGGCUGCCGCUCUCCGGAAGCCGAGUCCAGCCAAGGUGAUGCCGAAGGCUCGACCUCGGCUGCUACGCAAACCGAGGAGAAAACGCCGGGCGUGCGUCAGAAGCUGCGGACCCUGACAUUCGGCCGUCGCCGCAAGAACGCAUCCGGCUCGACGUCCGCAGCGGGCCCAUCUAAGGAACAGCCGUCCCGCGAGUGCAAGCCGAGGAAAGGCGGCAGCAGCUGGGGUUUCAAGCUUGGAUGUAGAUCGCGCCGCACGUCGUCGGCGGCGGAUCCCGUUGCGAGCGACCAUCCUACGGGCUGCCCGAUAUGCAUAUGCACCGGUUACCGUCGCACCGAAGAGCGCAGCGUCGAUCCCGAUGUCAGCGUGAGGGUCACACCACCGCGCAGUCACAGCAAGUUUGCCUGCGGCUCGGACGGCAAGUAUCGGGGCGACGAAUACCAGGUGGACGACUGGGAUGAGCGAGCUCGCAAGGAGCGAGCCCGCGAGAUCGAAGAAGGCGUCGACCCGCCUCCGGGAUUCCGCAGCGACGGACGGCCGUCGACGUCCUCCUCCUCCUCCUCCUCUGAAGAACAGCCGAGGGCUCAAGUGCCUUCGCCCCAACCUCUUCAGCAACAGCUUCCGGAGCUCGCGCUCGCGCUGCGCAACCAGCUGAGCUUGUCCAGCGGUCCCGAGAGCCUCUCCGUGCCGUGGGAGGUUCUGAGCCAGAUAUGGGACGUGGCCCCGCAAGUGCACACCCAGGUGGACUACAUGCACUGCCUGGUGCCCGACCUGCUGGGCAUCACCGCGUGCGGCUUCUACUGGGGAAAGAUGGACCGGUACGAGGCUGAACGCCUGCUCGAGAACAAGCCCGAGGGCACGUUUCUGCUCAGGGACUCCGCGCAGGAGGAGUACCUCUUCUCGGUGAGCUUUCGACGGUACGGCCGCUCGCUGCACGCGCGCGUCGAGCAGUGGAACCACCGGUUCAGUUUUGACUCUCACGACCCGGGGGUGUUCUCGUCGCGCACCGUGUGCGGCCUGGUGGAGCACUACAAGGAUCCCUCGUGCUGCAUGUACUUUGAGCCCAUGCUCACCCGUCCCCUGCACCGAACUUUUGUGUUCCCGCUGCAGCACCUGGCCCGUGCGGUCAUCUGCUCGUGCAUCGCCUACGACGGUGCCGCCAAGCUGCCACUGCCCCGGAGCCUCAAGAGCUACCUGCGGGAGUAUCACUACAAGCAGAGGGUCCGUGUGCGCCAGAUUGAGGACGGCGGCACUACGGUCCAGAUGGGCGAAGAGCUGCUGGCACAAGGUGACAUUGAGAACGGUGUGGAGCACCUGAGCAGUGCAGUGGCCGUCUGUGGCCAGCCCCAGCAGCUGCUGCAGGUGCUGCAGCAGACUCUGCCUCCCCAGGUGUUCCACCUGCUCCUGCAGCGCCUACCUGUUGUCUCGCAGCGCCUGGCAGACAGUGCCGGAGGACCCCCACUGGUUGAAGACGACGUUGAGUAAGCGGCGCCAGCACCUCAAGGCCGCACCUGUUGCCGACCGGCCGCUCGUGUUCAACACUAAUCAGAAGAGUGUUAAACACUAAUUAAGCUUGGCAGUCCAAAUGCUUGGUUCCAGGCAUCUCCUUUGCUGAUUUGUAUUGCCGUUUGGGAACCAUUCCGUCGUUUAUUUUUCUGUUGUUUCUGAAAUCUCUGCUUCCUGAGGUGCGUAAGCAAAAAAUUAUGGCGUUGACGAUAGGCAAUAAAACUAGCUGCCUUGUAAAGCUGCUGCCAGCUGCUUUCGAAAUAAGAAAAUUGGAGGCGAGAACCAUGGUAAACAUUCACUGGUCAUACAUAUUGCUUGGCAGAACAUGCACCUUCCUGUCGACGCAGCAUAUUAGUCUGCAUGGCCAAGUGAUUGUUGGUGGAGAACACUGGCCUGAAAGGCGCCAAUGUAUGAUUUCUGCCAUCUCAGCAAGAGAAAUGCCAUGUUUUGCUUUAGAAAGACUAGUUUCAAAUUUUGCUCAAUCUAUAAAGCUAAGUCAAAAGCCAAGUUUGUCUCAUGAGCUGCGAUGUGCAUCUUGUCAGGUUGUGCUUGCAGAUCAUCUUCACGAGAACUGCUGCAUCACGCUUUGUAAUGCUCUGUUUUUCCUGGGUAUGCUUAUGCAUGCUAAACUGUUGUGUUAGUUUCUGUAACCAAGUGGGGCAGAGCAUUAUUUUUGUUUGCCCCCUCUGACUGUGUUAGGUAAUUGUUGUUGAAGAGAAACGUAAGUGAAAUGUUACCGUAACAAGUGUUGCAAGCAUCUGCCAUAGAUACGAGAGGGCUUAAAGCUCGUCAGACUGUUGUGUAGAACCUGAAGAAGCUUAUUUACUUUUGGCCACUCUGAAGCAGCCUGGUGAGACUUGUAUUAUAUCCUGUGCACGGGGCACUUUUGAUCCCAAUCGGGCUUAAUCGCAGUCGAAAGUGCCCCCUUUGAAGGGGUAUAAGCAUCCUACCAUAAUGGGGAAGUGUCGCAUUAAAAAGCACACUCAUUUGCUGAUUAGUCAGUCAGAGGCAAGGACCACGUGUACUGACAAGGUAGCAAUGUCUUUCUGUGCAGUAGGGCUAUGAGCACUGGCAAUAUGUACUUGACUAAACAGUGUCAGUGAAAACUCGAGUUGUCUCGCCCACGACAUAGUAUGCAAGGAACUACUCUGCACCAACUGGACCAUCUUGCAGCAUUGGCAAACAUAGCAGCAAUUGCCAUGAUUGAUGGCGUAACCCUGGCAAGAUGGGGUCUGUAGGUAUGACUUGAUCAUCUCUGGCUCUUUCUUGUGGCAUCUCUGAGUUAAUGAAUUUACCUGUUGUGUGAAAUUUGCUAAGAGAAAGUUGUAAAAAAAAGCUGACUGGAGAACUGACUUGUUAUUAUUGCUAACAUACCAUCACGCAAGACCAAAAAACACCUGCUCUCCUAAAUCAUUCACACCUCUGUUCUGCUGUAAGAGCCUCUCUGCUAGCUCUUUUCUGUGCACUGAAUUCACCACACAUUUGCUCAUACGUGGAACAGUGCUGGCGAACUGUGUGCAAGUUACAGACACUGCAUAAGACAAGGAUUAACACAACUGCUAACUUUUGGUCUGUGCUUCCCAUCCCUUCCCAUUUUAUUUUCUUUCCCUUUCACAUUAUAAAUCUGAACAUGUUGUACAAGCAAGGCCAGAUCUCUAUCUUCAUCAGAUCAAAAUAUUUUCAAGACAGUGGUUGCUACCAAAUAAAACUAGAUCCAACUUUUA
Messenger RNA from Dermacentor silvarum, 3485 nucleotides. Its product is annotated as suppressor of cytokine signaling 5. Lineage: Eukaryota; Metazoa; Arthropoda; Arachnida; Ixodida; Ixodidae. The transcript has 5 exons. Gene Ontology annotation, cellular component: mitochondrial outer membrane translocase complex; phosphatidylinositol 3-kinase complex. Bases 229 to 1740 code for a protein of 503 amino acids. Gene Ontology annotation, biological process: intracellular signal transduction; phosphatidylinositol phosphate biosynthetic process; protein targeting. The record is from RefSeq and is a predicted model, not a curated record. Gene Ontology annotation, molecular function: 1-phosphatidylinositol-3-kinase regulator activity.